Mesorhabditis spiculigera is the source of this 834-nucleotide messenger RNA. The record is from the annotation of a GenBank genome assembly. Lineage: Eukaryota; Metazoa; Nematoda; Chromadorea; Rhabditida; Rhabditidae.
AUGCCGACCCAGACCUAUCAACCGUUAGUCAAAGCAACCUCUAGCGAAAAAACGGAUGAAUCUACGGUCACCACCUCGACACCACCACCAAAAAUGAAGCACGAAAUUGAAAAAGAGAAAAAGGAGGACAAAGCGCUAAAGGACAAUCGGGUGCCAGAUUACCGUAAAGCUUCAACUGGCACGUUGAAUCGGUUGAUCCUAGUCGCCCAGGCUCUGGAAAACGAAGUGGAUAGCCGGCGACAGUCCGAUGUCUCCGGCAGCAAAAUAGUGUUUUCCAUUCGAAUGGCGAAUAUGAUCCUUCUCAUCCUCGUCAACGUCCUCCUUUUUUCCGGUGUUGGCCAAUAUUACGAUAAAAAUCAAGGCGGACAAUGGAGUCUGAUGCUGACUGCCGACAAAUGGAUGUAUACUGCUGGUGAAGAUGCACUGCCGGAUACAUUCCGUGAGAUGCGGUUGAAUGCGCAGUUUUUUGCGGCUAGUAUUACGGUGUCGAUGCUUUUGGCUACGGUAUUGCUACAGGUGCUACAUGUUUGGAAUAAUGGAAGUUCUAGGUUGAUUUCAAUGGCAUAUGCAUUUGGCGCUGUCCCGUUUUCGCUAUUUGUGUUCGGAUUGGAGAUGCAUUACUCAGCGUGCCCCUGGCUGGAUGAUUACUUGCAAAGCGGAACCACGGCUCCGGAUGAGAUUCGUCCGCUCACCGAUGUGCAGUGUGGGAUUAAUGGCUGGGCGUUGGCUGGUAUCUUCGAACUCCUAAGCUGUGGUCUCUUCAUGAGCGAAGGUCUCAUCACCGCUUUUUUUAAAAGCGAAUCCUCCCAUCGCGACAAAAAGGAAGCUAUCUUG